UUAUUUGUUUGUAAUUUCUCAUUAAUAGCAGAAAAUCUGGAUUUCAUGUUUUUGGUUACUUAAUACUGAAUUCUAAGUUUACGUUUAAAUUAAUUUUGUUUAUCAAGUUUAAAUCAUAAUGGCUGACGUCUUAGACUUGAACGCUGAAGAGUUUGUGGAAGAAGAUGAUGAGGGAGUCUCUAAACUGAAAGAAAAAGCUAGAAGGAGAAAAGGACGUGGAUUUGAAGAUAAAUCUAAAAGAGAAAAUAUUAAAGAUGAAGCCAUGGAAUUUGAUUCUGUUGAUCAUGAAGAUGAUGGACCUGGACCUCAAAGAUCGGUUGAAGGCUGGAUUUUGUUCAUAUCUUCUUUACAUGAAGAAGCACAAGAAGAUGAUUUACAUGAUAAAUUUGCAGAGUUUGGAAAAAUAAAAAAUCUGCAUUUAAACCUGGACCGUAGAACUGGAUUUUUAAAAGGUUAUGCAUUAGUUGAAUAUGAAUCUUAUAAGGAAGCAUCUCGAGCACGCGAAGGACUCAAUAAUACAGACAUUUUGGGACAGCAAAUAAGUGUAGAUUGGUGCUUUGUGAAAGGACCUAAAAGGAUUAAAAGAUCAAGACGUCGUAUGGCUAAUUAUUAAUGAAUCAAAAUAUUAAAAAUGAUUUUUAAACAAUUAA
Molecule: messenger RNA, 650 nt
Organism: Sipha flava (yellow sugarcane aphid)
Lineage: Eukaryota; Metazoa; Arthropoda; Insecta; Hemiptera; Aphididae
Gene: tsu
Product: RNA-binding protein 8A
Exons: 5
Coding region: 119-613 (164 amino acids)
Biological process (GO): RNA splicing
Cellular component (GO): exon-exon junction complex; cytoplasm; nucleus
Molecular function (GO): mRNA binding
Source: RefSeq, a predicted model, not a curated record